Molecule: messenger RNA, 2342 nt
Organism: Coregonus clupeaformis (lake whitefish)
Lineage: Eukaryota; Metazoa; Chordata; Actinopteri; Salmoniformes; Salmonidae
Gene: hps1
Product: HPS1 biogenesis of lysosomal organelles complex 3 subunit 1
Exons: 18
Coding region: 199-2283 (694 amino acids)
Biological process (GO): vesicle-mediated transport; melanosome assembly
Cellular component (GO): BLOC-3 complex
Molecular function (GO): guanyl-nucleotide exchange factor activity
Source: RefSeq, a predicted model, not a curated record
UUUCACCACGGAAGCGAGUUGAAGCAGUAGCUGAGUUGAAAAAAUGUUCCAGUAGAGUUUCGAAAUAUGAUCCUUCAUAACUGGAAAGCUAAGGGUUGGAACGAAGAGAUACAUUUUAACAACAUCUGAUUAAACUGGUGGAAAUCACGGAGGGGUAAAUAUGAUGCAGAACUGAUAGGCCACAGAUAAGAUCCUGCUAUGAAGUGUCUGCUGAUAGCCAGCGAGAGCGCUGAGGUCCUCUUCUAUUGGACCGACCCAGAGUUUGAACUCAACAUCCAGGAGCAGUAUGGAGCGUCACAGGAAGAGGGGGAGAAGCCACCAGCAUUUGAGGACAGCAUCAACACUCUGUUUGCCCCCAUCAUCAUCUCCUGCAGUACCAUGGUGGACAGACUGGGAGACAGCUAUACAUCCUUUAGUACUGAGAACAACCACACCUAUGUGCUACAUCAGUUUGAGGAGUGUCUGUACAUCGCUGUGAACGGAGACCGAGAAGAGGGCGAGGAGGAUCUGAAGAGGAAGAUUUACGUGAUGAAGAAGAUGAUUGAGGUCCUCUUUGGCAUGGUUACCCUCAGCAGCACCCUGAUCAGGAAAGAGCUGCGUCCUCAAGACACAGAGCAGAGGACCAGGCUGUGGAAACAUCUACAGAGCCUCCUGGAGACCUACAGCCGGCUCCGCGAGCAGGACCAGAGCUUUUUAGUGGAGGCAGUAGAGAGGUUGAUCCAUCCUACUCUAUGUGAACAGUGUAUAGAGUUUCUGGAGCGUCGCUUGGUGCAGCAGAUCAACAGUAGUGUGGAGAGAGCAGGAGAGGAGGUCCUCCAUGCAUUCAUACUGGUGCACACCAAACUACUAGCCUUCUAUUCCAGUCGUAAUGCCAGUACCCUCACCUCGUCUGACCUACUGGCUCUUAUCGUCAUGGUGCAGAACAUGUAUCCUAGCAACAUUGACCUGGAGGAUACUGCCCCCGAGGAUGUGGAGAACACCUCAGCUCCUGAUAUAUUCUACACUCCAGAGCCUUCCCCUACUAAUAAGGACUCAGGGACUGACAGGGACUCCGUUAAUUCAGGCAGGUAUGAGGAGAGCAGGCAUGAAGGGAGCAGUAUUAUGGAGAGCGGUACUCCUGUGUUUGAGUUUUUGGAUCCAGACAUUCAGAUGGCGGAGGACAGUCUCCGGACCCUGGAAGCUCCUCCCCCUGACCCCUCGACCCCUAGCAGAGUCUUCCUGGAGGUCACGCUGAAGGAGGGCUGCUAUCCCAUGAUGCCUCACUCCAUGUACUGUCUGCCACUCUGGCCUGGCAUCACUCUGGUACUGCUCACUAAGAUACCUAACAGUAACCUGGCCAUGUCAGUCUAUGUGUUCCUGGAGGCAUUUGUUAAGUUAGAGAAGCGUCUGAGUGAAGGUCUGGAGGGGUCAGCGGCCCGCGGCCAGACGUCCAUACAGGACCUCCGCAACAAACUGGACAAGUUCAUUAGAGCAUUGGGAACCUCAGACAUACAGACGUCCCAGCUACAGAGUGUGUGGACAGAGUUUAAGAGCCGGGCAUUCACCAGAGGAGGACCUGGCUUCAGCAGGGACCUGGUCCCCUGGUGUCAUACUAUGAAGAGCCAGCUGUGUGGAGUCUACAGACAGUGUUUCAUCACAGAGAACACAGUUGGAGGAGGGAGUCCACAACGUCUAUCACCCAGUCUACAGGACAGAGCUCUCACCAUGGUGCAGGAGAAGUUGAUGGACUGGAAAGACUUCCUGUUGGUGAAGAGUAAGAGGAACAUCACUAUGGUGUCGUACCUUGAGGAGUUCCCAGGACUGAUCCAUUUCAUCUAUGUUGACCGCACCGCUGGUCAGAUGAUCGCUCCAUCUCUCAACAUCACGGACCGCACGACCUCUGAGCUAGGAAAGGGGCCACUGGCUCACUUCAUAAAGGGCAAGGUAUGGGGCCUGGUUAAUACAUCGAGGCUUUACCUACAGAAGGGUUAUUCCACUGUCACUCUGAGAGAUGGAGACUACUUCUUCUGCUACUUCCUCUGGUUCGAAAACGAAACGGGCUACAAGCUGGAAGUAAAGGACCUCCCAAUCCUACCCGAUGACUCCGCCCCCAUCGGAAUGCUGGCCUGGGACUACUACAGGAAGCUGUUGCGCUACUACAGUAAGAGCCACCAGGGGGAGGUGGUGAAGUGUUAUGAGCUGCUGACGGUCCAUCUAGGAGUCAUCCCUACAGAGUACAUACUACAGCACUGUAGUCAACUAGCACGCAAACUCUGGGAGCCCUCACGCAUACCCCUACUGUAGAAGACAGACACACACACACACACAUAUAUAUAUAUAUAUAUAUAUAUAUAUAUAUUUAU